AUGUCGAAAUCAAAUCACCAAGAAGACCUGGAUCUCCUUCUUUCACUUCCAGAUAGGGUUUUGGAAACCCCUCCAGCUUCUCCUUCAUCUCGUUUCCCAGAUUAUUUGUCAGAUGAUGGAUCGCCAAAGCGAAUGGGGGUGGCAGAUAUGUCUGUGUUUAGGGAUGCUGUUCAGGAUUGUCUUGAUUAUGAUACUGAAAUUGCCAAGAAAGCUGCCAAAUCAAACCAUACAAAGGGGUCAACUGAUGCCGAGGUUGAAAAGUUUUCGGGUUUGCGAAUUAGAAAUCAAGUAGUUUCACCUGUUGAACUGAGCAACCAUUUUGCUGAUAUUAGGUUCAUACGGUUAUCAGCAAUAAGGAAUUCGCUUCUAGGCGACACCCUUUCUGGUUGUUGGGCAACUGUUGGUGUUUUAACCGAGAAGGGGCAACCAAGAACAAGUUCAACAGGGAAGACAUAUGCAAUCUGGAAAGUUGGAUCUUUGGAUGAAAAAACUAUUUCUCUUUUUGUUUUUGGUGAUGCUUAUCAGAAGAACUGCAAUGAAAAGGCCGGUGCAGUUUUUGCGCUGUUUAAUUGCAGCGUACGCAAGGACAACUCGGAACAUGGAUUUUCAUUGAGUGUUUAUUCAUCCAGUCACAUUUUAAAGAUAGGCACAUCUGUGGAUUAUGGAGUUUGCAAGGGGAAAAGGAAGGAUGGGAUGGCUUGCACUGUAAUCAUUAAUAAGCGGCGUGGAACAUAUUGCAGCUACCAUAAGCAGAAAACAUCUGAGAAAUACUCAUCCAGCAUGAGGGCUGAACUCAAAGGCGGGAACCUACGAACGGGUUUCAGAGAUCAUCUCAAGUCUGAAGGAAUUUACGUCGUUAAUCCUUUAGCUGACAAGACAAACUUCACAAAGUCUAAAGCACCAUUGAAGUUACUGUCAGUAGAUGGAUUGAAAAGGGCAUUAAGCAAUGCAGGGAAAGUGACUACCAAUGUACAUUCUCAGGGAAUAAGGUUUCUUAGUCAAGUUACAGGAAAAUUGAACUCAAACAAUACCAAAGAAUCUAUUACUGGUCGAGAUCAAACAAGAAAUAUGACAACAAACGAAAGGCCAUCCUCCACCAAGAGAAAGAAUCCAAGUGAAACAAGACCAAGUCACAGUUGUGAUCAAAAGAAGCCAAAAAUGGGGCAACAAAAUUUAGGACAAAAACCUCAACAGGUUAAAGAAAAAAUGAUAGAACUAGACCUUGUCAGUUCAGAUGAUGAACUUUAGAUUUAUAAUCAUCUAAUGUAAUGUAUUCCUAU
Solanum verrucosum is the source of this 1280-nucleotide messenger RNA. RefSeq lists its product as uncharacterized. Gene Ontology annotation, biological process: DNA replication initiation; DNA replication. NCBI's taxonomy places the organism in Eukaryota, Viridiplantae, Streptophyta, Magnoliopsida, Solanales, Solanaceae. The record is from RefSeq and is a predicted model, not a curated record. Gene Ontology annotation, cellular component: nucleus; replication fork protection complex. The transcript has 11 exons. Bases 1 to 1248 code for a protein of 415 amino acids. Gene Ontology annotation, molecular function: single-stranded DNA binding; DNA replication origin binding.